This is a messenger RNA of Salpingoeca rosetta, 1141 nucleotides long. RefSeq lists its product as uncharacterized. The record is from RefSeq and is a predicted model, not a curated record. The coding region runs from base 128 to 1141 and encodes 337 amino acids. The transcript has 2 exons. NCBI's taxonomy places the organism in Eukaryota, Choanoflagellata, Craspedida, Salpingoecidae.
CACACAACAGCCACAACACACAACACGCCUUCCCCUCACCCCUCCACAACAUCAUCAACACCAAUCAAUCUCUGGUGUGUGUGCGUGUGUGCGUGUGGCUGGCGCGGAAUAGCAGAGAGCAACGGCCAUGGCGCAGCAGCAGCCUUUGCUGCUGUUGUGGUCAUGUGCUGUGGUCACGACAGCUUUCUUGCUGCUGUCGUUGACCGCCCAUCACCGCUGCAACACACGCGCUCUGUUUCUUCCUUCUGGCGUGGUGGAUGAUGGCAGCAUUUGCUCCCAAGGCAUACCGGCAGAUGCCUCGCCCCUCAUACACCCCUCACCAAACUACACCCUCUCUUUACUGGACCCAUCCACGAGCGUCCCCAUCACUGGCGGUUUCCGUCCAAACACUGCCUACAUUGCGUUGUUGGAAGCGAGUGCGUCUGGGAGCUUGUUUGAAGGGUUUGUUGUGCAGCCCACGAGCGACGGCAGCGGCAGGUUCACGAGAACCCUGUCUGGGAAAGCCCACCUGGUUCGCGUGUGCCCCAAUGUGCCCUUUGCUGCCACACACGCGACACCGGCCCCUGUGCCGCAGGCCCGCUUCAUCUGGCUCGCCCCGUCCAUCGGCAACCUCGUCUCAACAAACUCAAGCGUUGAGCGCGAAGCUGCUAUCCACGUCAUUGUGCAGCCUGACCUCCAGGCCCCAGAGUACCACGUGUUCACCACACGCUACCGCCAGCUUUCGUCCAACGCAGAGCUGUCCCACAUACGCGCGCCGCCCACCUGCACGCGUGUGCGCAUGGGCACGUCGUUUCUUGUCGGCUGCAACGCUUCCACCCCCAGCAGCAUAUCGGUUGCUGCAGUCCCCGUGCAUGCAGGCAGCAGUGUCCAGCUCACGCACAGCGCAGAUGGAAGCGUGUACAAUCCGCAGACAGACGCCCUAUCCUUCAUCACAGACAGCGUACAGCCAGGCGAUGCUGCCACUGCUGGUGCUGGUGCUGCUGCUGGUGGCGACAUGUUGGACGGGUCAGUGCUCCAGCCUGUGAUUGCCGUCACCGCUCGUGUCGUUGCCGAGGAUGGGCUCUCCACCAACACGUUCCACAUCUUCAUCGCACGCGCCCAACAGGACGAUGGUGGGUGCGUGUGUGCGUGCAUGUAUUGA